Chroicocephalus ridibundus (black-headed gull) is the source of this 2181-nucleotide messenger RNA. RefSeq names its product RAB8A, member RAS oncogene family (gene RAB8A). The record is from RefSeq and is a predicted model, not a curated record. Gene Ontology annotation, molecular function: GTPase activity; GTP binding. Gene Ontology annotation, biological process: cilium assembly; Golgi vesicle fusion to target membrane; protein localization to plasma membrane. The coding region runs from base 60 to 683 and encodes 207 amino acids. Gene Ontology annotation, cellular component: trans-Golgi network transport vesicle; dendritic spine; synaptic vesicle. The transcript has 8 exons. Lineage: Eukaryota; Metazoa; Chordata; Aves; Charadriiformes; Laridae.
CGGCGGCCCGUGGGGCGGCGCGGGGGGCGGGCGCGGGCCGAGGGGCGGCGCCCGGGAACAUGGCGAAGACGUACGACUACCUCUUCAAGCUGCUGCUCAUCGGCGACUCGGGCGUGGGCAAGACGUGCGCGCUCUUCCGCUUCUCCGAGGACGCCUUCAACGCCACCUUCAUCUCCACCAUCGGUAUCGAUUUCAAAAUUCGGACCAUCGAGCUGGAUGGGAAGAGAAUCAAACUGCAGAUCUGGGACACCGCGGGGCAGGAGCGAUUCCGAACCAUCACAACCGCCUACUACAGGGGAGCGAUGGGCAUUAUGCUAGUCUAUGACAUCACCAAUGAAAAGUCUUUUGAAAAUAUUCGGAACUGGGUCCGGAAUAUCGAAGAGCACGCCUCUCCAGAUGUUGAAAAAAUGAUCCUCGGGAACAAAUGUGACGCAAAUGACAAAAGACAAGUUUCCAGAGAGCAAGGGGAGAAGCUUGCUGCAAGUUUUGGGAUUAAAUUUAUGGAGACCAGCGCGAAAGCAAAUAUAAACAUAGAGAAUGCAUUUUUCACUCUUGCAAGAGAUAUCAAAGCAAAAAUGGACAAGAAGUUGGAAGGCAAUAGCCCGCAAGGCAGCAACCAGGGCGUCAAAAUCACACCAGACCAGCAAAAGAAAAGCAGCUUUUUCCGAUGUGUUCUUCUGUGAGGGACACGGCCUUAAUCUGAGCAGCUGCUCAGCUGAACUGGACUGUGCCUGUUCUGAGCGAGAGUUCCUCUGUCUGUGGACUUAGCGUUUCCAGCAUCCCUUGUCACUUUGUGACCAUCGGAAUAAGAAAUUGUUUAUUUUAGUAAUUGUCUGACUCUUCAAUUUUGGAGAUGAAACAAGUUUAUUUUUGUCAGAUUGCCACCGGGCGCGUGUAUUGUCUAGCAGAGGGGGUACAGACCAAACCUGUGAUACAGCACCGUUGCUGACAGGCUUCAAUCUUUGUGUUCGUAUCUGUAACGUAGCCCAAUUAGAAAGAUUUAAGUUACGAUCAGAAUAAGAAACUGAAACGCCAAUGCUAAUAAAUACAGGUAUGUGUCCGUGAUAGAUGUGCGUAUCCGCAGAUGCGAUUAGAUCAGUCGCAUCGAGCCAUCAGUAACCGCACUCCGGUGAGCAGUACAGGCGUACGCCUUCCAGAAGGUGGAGGGAAGCGUUCUGAUCUCCACCGCUUUGCUACUGCGGAGAAAAUCCUUUGUCUGCCUGUUCCUUACUCAGUUGCGUUAUUCUAGACAAUCCACAAGUACAAUUGAAGUUUAAAAAAAAAAAAAAAAAAAAAAAAAAAAAAAAAAGAAAUCCUCCUCAAAGGAAUCUCUAUUUUUUUAAAAAACCAAAGUGUGCUGUAAAUAUAACGGAUCCUUGCCAUCAGGAAUGACUUUAUCCAUGUUAGACUUGAACGUGCUUAAUGAAGUACUCCGGGCGUUUAGACGCGUUUAACGGGAGACGACGGCUACGUGAGUCCCACGCGAACCGUCCGUCCUCUCCUCGGGGAGAAACGGACCCUGGUUGGGGUAGGGACACUCACUCGACAUCUGUAACGUUACGAUGGGCGACUUUUCCUUCUCCGGUCGAGAAUGACUCCAGAUCCGUCAGGAUGCAGUAGCUAGUUUUAAAUCGUGACAAGAAAAUGUAUUGCACUGCUUCCAGUUGUGUGUUCUCAUGCACACUUGCUCACAUAUGCAAAUAAAUGUUGCACAUAUGAACACUUUCUGAAAGCAAACUUUUUGAAGCUGAGAUUUGCCUUGCUGCUGCGUAUGCUCACGUCAGAUUUCACGCAGCAGCAAACCUGUUGAUGGCUGGCAUCAAUGCAAAUGACGUUUCGUCCUCAGUGGAAAUAUUCCACGUAUUUAUUCCUAUAAACACAGUCUAUUACAUUCCGAUGUAUAAAAUGUAACAGCCAAGUAAAGCUCGCAGGUAGGUAAUAGCCCUCGGUUGCGAGGCCGGGAGCCUGACUCCUCGUUAGGCUGACUCCUCGUUAGGCUGACGAGGGGAGCCAGGAGGAGCCAUCUACUUCACAGUCUGCUGUCAAGUGAUGGGAGUUAUGGGAUAUUUAAUGCCAAUGAUCGUAGCGGCUGUGUCCUGCAACUCACUGGAAUUGUUAACAUGCUUUGUUUACAUUGACAACUGCACUUAAGGGUAAAAUUAAAGCUGAUUUUAAAGUUAA